Hypomesus transpacificus is the source of this 2723-nucleotide messenger RNA. RefSeq lists its product as uncharacterized. Bases 198 to 1550 code for a protein of 450 amino acids. The transcript is spliced from 2 exons. NCBI's taxonomy places the organism in Eukaryota, Metazoa, Chordata, Actinopteri, Osmeriformes, Osmeridae. The record is from RefSeq and is a predicted model, not a curated record.
CAGCGCCCGCCCCCCUUAACUCCGCAGCUGCUCGUUACGAAGAAUCCUCCAGAACUGCAUAGUUCUGCUCUGCUACUCAUUACUGAAGUUUUGCUUCACCAGUUUCUUAUCUAAUCUCACCUGGAUACUUUGGGAAUGGGUGCAGCACAAUUCCGGUGGUCGGAGAAAUCAUCACUGUUGUAGAUAGCAGUGUGAAGAUGGUUGCAGCUGGUUCUUGCGCUCUUGCAGGAGAGAUACUAAACGACCAGGAGGCUAAAGAUGCUGCCAUAAAAUUUGUAGAGAAUGCUGGGAAUUCUUGGGUGGAAUAUUCAGAGAGAAGUCUUAUUGCUGCUCCAGUUCGUGCAGUUGUUCAUGGUAUUGCUGGUGACGGGGCUGAAGCGGAGAGAGUCCUGGUGAAGAUGGGAAAAUCCUCUCUGAAUGUCAUUGACAGCACUCCAGUUUUAGGGCACGUAAAGGGUGUAGUUCACUAUGCAAUUGGGGAUACGGAACAUGGUCAUGAUUGCAUGAAAGGUGCCAGUCGCACACUGGCUGUGGUGGGAGCUGGAGCUCUAACUGGUGGAGUUGGAGGAGGAUUAGUUCUUGGUGGACUAGCGGGCGCAUCAGGUGGAGUUGUGUACGAUACAACGGUAUCUGCUAUUGAAAAUAAGCCUUAUGGAAUUAUAGAAUCUGUCGACCAGGCAAUUAAAUCUGAUAAAAAGGGAGAUGGUCACGGUGUUAUCAACUCAGCAAUAAAUGUGGCAUACUCCGUUACCGGAGAUUUUCUUACCGGAGCUGGUGCAGCAAAAGCCACCAAGAAGCUGAAUCAAGCUUCUAAGCAAAGGAAAGUGUUGAAAAGCAAAAUUGGAAAGGACGCCGCCAAGGAUGUUGUUGACACUGGCAAGAAGUUAGAUAAAAUAAGGAAGAAAGUGAAUGGAGAUAACCACGUUUGCACGAAAGCCAAACACCUGGAAACGGGAAAGGAAGCUUACGGGACAAACGAACGAUGCAGACAAGAGAUCAGAAUGAAUGAGUAUGCCUCUAAAGGCGAAGCUAGUGGAUACACCAGUAAAACAAAUGCUAGGAAAGGACAUUACGGUGAAUUCCCAAGACAGAAAGGAAUCCUUGAAAAAACUGCAAAUGAGAUGGAUAUGAAUAUUGAGCCAAGAGUUAGGAAUCGAGGUAUAAAUACUUGUGCUGAACAUCAUGCCAUUGAGAAUCUGGGUACUCACGGAGCCAAAGCUAAUAUUCGUACAACUAGUGUCAGGUCUCAUAAUGGGCAGAUCACAGCUAUAAAGAGAUGCGACAACUGUAUACAGUUCGACCUUCUGAUGGGAGAUGUGCCCACCGAUGGUAUUCAUGGGAUGCCUGUACCUACACGUCAGUUCGUUCUGGAUACUUCCGUGCCCGCUAUAAAAAGCGCUGUUAAGUAUGGUUUAGGCGCGGUUGCAGUGUGUGUUGCCUGUGAAGAAAGUGAUGACUGUAGCUGCGAAAAAAACAAAAAUGCAGACCGGAUGUACCAAGUUUCAGGCUUAAAAGGUAUCCGUUUUAUCAGGACAAAAGAAAAACAAUGACUCGUUAAUAACAAUUGAGUUGUGCUGUGCUGUGCAAAACAGGAACUAUAUAUAUGCUUCAGUUUCCUGAUAUUGUCCUACUCUCUCUGGAUUAUUUCCUCUUGGUCCCUCUUCUGCAAACGUGUGUCCUACACAGUACCUAUUCUUUCAAAGGCAUGUCGUGUUAUGUAGAGCCCAGAGAAGUAUACGUGGGCAAAAUAGAUUUUACACAAUUUUAAGCGUAAAAAAAACAAAAAACAAACAUGAUUUAUUUUGUGUGUAUUUCCCCCCAAAAAAUGCAAGACCAUAUAUUCUCCAAAUAUUAUCGCAUAUAAUAAUGUAUUAUACUAUUUGAUCAUAUUUUACGGUGCAGUUGUAGCACAGGGACAGUUGUAACUUAAAGGUUGAAUUCUCAACUUGUGACUGACGUAAUACGAUGAAGCUCACAGACAGCAACAAUGUGUGAUGGCAUCAGCAAGUUAUGUUCAAAAGUUCAGCUUGUGUCUCAAGACUGCUUCGAGAAGAGACAGAACACUCACAUACGUUUACUCAGAGGGAGAAAUACACCCACACACAUACACACACACAUGCUGACUGAUAGACACAUACACUUACCUGUUCACAUAUGUGACGGUAUGUAAUGGACGUGGCCACGCUCCGUCACUACAAGGCGUCGUUCGCCACUCGCUGGGCUCGAAUGCAUGACCUCUGACUUGCCAAGCGCGACCACUACCAGCUACGCCAAAGAAAAGCUAGCUAUUCGUUGACGCGGGUAGCCCAUUACAUACCUGAGGAGUGAGUUUCACAGGUUCACACCCGUUACACAUACAUACUGUGUUCUGGUAUAAACCUAAAUAUGCUUUGUGUUUUCAUAUUUUACCAUAUGUAUUGUAUAUGUUUUGUUGCUUUCUGUGAACUGCAGACAAAAAUAAAAAGCUUACUCAUUUCAUUUGCAUACAGUAAUUGUAUUGCUGUUUUGUUAGGGUAUGCAAUUACAUUCAAUUACUUUGUAUUUAUAUAGCGUCUAAAUAAUACAAUUGCCUCAAGGCGCUUUACAGAGCCCAGUGCCUGAACCCUCCAUAGAGCACAAUGGCAACAGGGGCAAAGAAAACAUCUCUCCGUUCAGGAAGAAACCUUAAGGAGAACCGCAGCACACGAGGGGGUCAAUCCGCUUGGAGCCGACCGGGUAAAGAG